Messenger RNA from Zingiber officinale, 684 nucleotides. RefSeq lists its product as uncharacterized. The record is from RefSeq and is a predicted model, not a curated record. The transcript is spliced from 3 exons. The coding region runs from base 1 to 684 and encodes 227 amino acids. NCBI's taxonomy places the organism in Eukaryota, Viridiplantae, Streptophyta, Magnoliopsida, Zingiberales, Zingiberaceae.
AUGAUUGCUGCUGUUUCCAAAUUGAAGGGUUACAUACGACAAAUCGAAGAAUUGAAUCCAAGUGGAGCAUCAAAGGAAGAUAUUAUGAAUCGUGCUCAAAUGUUAUUAGUACAAGACCCUAAUUACUCAAAGGGCUUCAAAUUUAGACAUGUGUGGAGCAUUCUUCAAGGUGUUGAGAAAUUCAACAGUGACAACGUCAAAGCUGCAUCUACGAGAAAAGAUAUUUAUUCACCUUCAUCUCCACAUGUCUCUUCGUUUAAUCUUAACAUCACUGAUUCAGACAGUGGUGGUACUUCAACUAAACGACCUAUUGGGGUGAAGAAAGCAAAACUAAAGAGAAAGAAUGAACAACAAUUCAAUAAAAUGGUUUCACAGAAUGACGAACUUGUUGCGGCGUUAGAUCGAAGUACCAAUGUUACUAUGUUCAAGGAAGAGAAUAAAUUUUUUUUCAAAGAUUUGAAUACCAUUGCUAAUCCAAUAAUGCGUGAAUUUAUUCGCGGUGAACAACUCAGAAUUAUGCAAAAGAGGACUGAAAAUCAAAAAUCUCAAUCAAUUCCACAUCAAGGAGAAGGAUCUAGGAUCAAUUCGUCUCAAGAAGAAGAACAAGGAUCUCAAGAUCCUUUGAAUGGUUCCGGUAAAUUUUAUGAUUACUUCGGUGGUUUAUUAGGAAGUGAUUUUUCAUAA